Periophthalmus magnuspinnatus is the source of this 6842-nucleotide messenger RNA. It is a transcript of the gene tdrd15, whose product is annotated as tudor domain containing 15. The record is from RefSeq and is a predicted model, not a curated record. The transcript has 5 exons. The coding region runs from base 141 to 5771 and encodes 1876 amino acids. Lineage: Eukaryota; Metazoa; Chordata; Actinopteri; Gobiiformes; Gobiidae.
AGACCAGGAAGUGAAGCAGGCGCACGAGCUCAGAGCUGUGAGGCACGAGGGCACGAGGCGGACAGAGGCCCUCCUAACACGCUCUGGUUGCCAACUCGCCAACUAUUUCACGGUGAUGUCACAAAUCACAGCUGCUCCACAUGAUGAGUUCAGAGCAAAAGUCUUAUGGCAGUGCUCCAGCAGGACAUUGUGCCCUUUGGCCUGUGGACCUAAAGCUCACUCACCUGGACUGGAACCCAGAAGCCACUCUGAUCCACUUCCAAGGCCAGUACCUCACCACCUGCGAACUAGAUUACAACAUCCUCCAGGGAGUGAUCCAGAAUGCUCCAAAAGCUCCAGCUUCUGUUGAUGUAGGAGAGUUUUGUCUUGUGGAAGACCUGACCUCAGCGCGUUGGUACAGAGGACGUGUCCAGAGCCUAAAGAAGGACUUGUAUGAUGUGUUUCUCAUUGAUCACGGGAAUGUACUGAGUGUGGAUGAGGCACAUAUUUCCUGCUGUUCAAACGACCUCUUCAUUUUACCCCCUAAAAUUGUGUGUGGAUUUCUCUCAAGCGUGCUGCUGCUUUCAGACUGCUGCCACUCAGUGUUAGAGCAGUAUUUUGCUAAUCUAGUUGGAAGAAAUGUCACAGGUUACAUUAAAGCUCUUCUUCCUCACAAAGUGCUUCUAAUGGAAGCCCCAGACAUCAACAGUGACCUUGUCCACUAUGGUUUUGGGAGACAUGUUGACACAGAUACAUUUCUGCUUUUGGUUGAAAUGCUGACAGAAGCUCCUUUAAAACAAAACAUUGAACCAGCUCCUGAUUUACUCAUUGAAAAACAAAGAAGACAAGAGUUCUUCUUAAAACCAUCAAGUCUACGAGGAUAUGAGGACAUUCUGUCUUCUUUCAGACCUAAAUUGAAAUGUGGAUCACAUGCGAUAGUGCAUGUUACAGCUGCUGUUAAUCCUGGAUUGUUUUACUGCCAAAUGACUGCCAAAGAAUCAGAGCUCAAGGAGCUAUCAAGCAAACUCGCAGCAGCAGUAAAUCAACUGAGAACCUCAGACAAUCCUGGCUUGCUCUGUUCUGUCAAAGGUAAAGAUGAAAAUUGGUACAGAGGUUUAGUCCAGCAUCUGCCUGUCAACUCCCUUGUCCGUGUGCUUUUUGUUGACUAUGGCUACUUUGAAACCGUUAGAGUUGAAAAUAUCCAUAAGUUGCCACCAGAUUUAUGUUCUAUUCCUAUCAAGAGCUUCCCUUGUGCCCUAUCCUGCAUGAACAAUGAGGAAGAGGCUAUCAAAAGCAAGCAGCUUGGUUUCCUAAAGACAAGUUUACUUGGAGGAAUACUUGAGAUUGAGAUCAACAAAUACAAACCAGAGCAACAUCUUUACUGCAUCACGAUUCUGAAUGCCAAGGAAAGAGUGACUCCAACUCCCAUUCAGAAACCCCCCAGCACAAAGUUAACCCGCAGUGAGCAGAGCUUACCUCAAAUUAUGAGCAAAGAACUUGACAAAACACUUGAAGAUGAAGAAAUUCAAGUAGGUUCCGUCUUCACUGGCUAUGUGGAGCAUGUUCAAAACCCCAAUCACUUCUGGGUUCGUUCUGAAAAACGAAAUAAUGACUUUGAAGAAAUUAUGGAGAAAUUGUUUAGACAUUUUAGGAGAAUAGCACUUGAUGAAGACGUAUUGGAAAACCCAGAGCCAGGGAUGCUUUGCUGUGCAGUCUAUGAGGAAGACCUGCAUUAUUACAGAGGUGUGGUGGUGGACCUUCUGGAGAAUGGGGCGGAGGUGCUCUUCAUCGACUUUGGGAAUACUGGAAAAGUGCCACACAAUUUAAUCAAGAAAAUACCUAAGGAGUUUGCCGAUAAAUCUGCAUUUGCUUUGUGCUGUAGCUUAGUCAAUGUUGUACCCACGGAUGAGUUGUGGCCCAGCAGCAGCAUUGACUCUUUCAGACGCCUUGUGUCAAACAAAGUGCUACAAGUUUGUGUUAUCCAGAUAAGGAAAAACAAAUUUGAUGUUGACCUUUACUUUAAUGAGGAAAGUGGUAAUGGUGGUGGCCAAAGCCUGUCAGAGAUUUUAAUCUCAGCCCAACAAGCGCACUAUGGGAAAAACAUUUCUGAACAGUUCACAGGGAAGAAGAAAAAACACACAUAUUACAAACAAAAAGUAACAAAACAUAACAGACAACCAUUAGUAAAUCCAAAGGCAUCAGAAAACUGUAAUAAGGAGAAGGAGGCAUCAAAGUAUGAACUGGAAAAAACAAAAGAACCUUUUAGCCUCAAAGGUCUCAACAUUAAGCCUGGCUGUGAGUUUGCUGUUCGCUGCAUACUCAUAAAUACACCAUCGGACUUUUGGUGCCAGCUCCUCGAUCAAGUGCCCGCUUUAGAGUCUCUUAUGGAGAGACUUCAGGGGCACUAUUCGAUCAAAACUGUCCCACUUGAACCAGAACCAUGUUGCGUUGUCAAGUCACCCUCCAAUGGAAAAUGGUGCCGUGGGAUCAUCACAGAAAGACAGAAUGGCCGAGCAAAUGUCAUUCUUGUUGACUUUGGUUCAAGCAUUCAAGUCAGUGAGGAAUGUUUACAAGGAUUACUCCCAGAAUUCUGUGUUUUUGAAAAGCAGGCUUUUAGAUGCAGCCUUUAUAAUGUGAUUGAACCACUAGCACUGGGCUGGACCAAAGAUGCCACAGAGUUUCUAAGAAGAUUUGCUGACAAUAGUGGUGUGAACCUGAAAUGCAAUGUAGUUUCUCAGUUAAAUGUAAAAAACAAGGGGUUGUGCAACGUUGUGGAUCUUUGCAACACAGAAUCCAAUCAAAGUGUGUCCAACUUGCUUGUGGAAAAGUGUCUGGCACGAGUAGUUACAAGAACUCUAUCACCCACAGUUUUCCCUGAAUCUUUUGUCUACUCGUCUUAUGGUCUCACAGAGCGGAGCGAGGAGAAGGUCUUUGUCACCCAUGUCCACAGCCAUUUUGAGAUCUUUUGCCAACUUGAAAAAAAUACAGCCGUCUUUGAAGAGAUUGAUGACAAAAUUUCAGAGGUCCUAAAAUUAAAGCAAACCAAUGCAGAAACUGUUGUCGAAAAACUGUGUCUUGCUAAAUACCUUGAUGGCCAGUGGUACAGGGGGAUUGCUUACUUGGCUCAGUCACCUUCUCAUGUGUUCGUGACAUUUGUGGAUUAUGGAAAUACAAUGAUCGCAGAGAAAAAAAAUGUGGUUUUCAUCCCAAAAGAGUCAACAGAGCUGUUGAACAAACCAAUGCAGGCCUUGAGAUUCUGUCUGGCCGGGGUUCCCCAGGGUCUAGUUUUUGCGGACGUGAAAGAGUGGCUUGAUACAGCAGUUCUCAACAAGCAGGUGAGGGCGAUCAUUGUUGCAAAAGAGGAAGAUGGAUCUUUUGAAGUAGAGUUGUUUGAUGGGGAAGUUAGCAUCAAUGACAGGUUGAAAAAGCUCAUUGACACUCUCACACCAAAACCAAAAAUAGCCAUGACUUUAAACAUCAAAAGCGAACGUAAAAAUAUGAACCAAAAUGUCAGUAAGAGCCAGCUCAAAGCAAAGACACCGAUGUCAAACAGACAUAGACAAAAGAAAAAUCAAAAGUCAAACAAACGCAGUCAGAACAGGCAAACUGAACCGGUGAAAUCUCAACAGUCAAAGAAAGCAGAAGUGAAACAAACAGCAGUGACACAAGACUGUCCCAGUCCUCCAGAACCUCAAUCUAAUUAUGCCAUACAAGACAACAAGAAGUUAGGCCAAAAAAGUAAAAGAGAAUGCUUUGUGGUAUUACAGAUCUCCUGUUUACCAGUAAUAAAACUCACAGAAGGCUUAAAGUUGGCAUGUUUUGCCUCCCAUAUUGAUUCACUCAGUAGUUUCUUCCUUCAACGUUCUAGUGAUGAAGCAAACAUCUUUCAAAUGGCAGAAGAUAUAAACUCUAGCUUCUUCAAGGAAACUUUAGAGCCAUGCACAAACAUUGCUCUAAAAGCUGACGAUCUGGUUAUCGUGGAGUACAAGGAUGAUGGGGCACUUUACCGUGCUGUUGUCAAAGAAAAUAUAGACUCCUGUACUUUCAAAGUGGAAUUUGUGGACUUUGGAAACUCAGACAUUGUGGGGAAUGAAAAGAUGUUUGUGAUGACAAAGGACAACGUCUCUCAACCGCGAUAUAGCAUACCGUGUAGCCUACUGGACUGUUCAGCUUUUGACGACACUGCUGCUUUUACAGAUGUAGUUAUGGACAAACCGUUUAUGGUUGAGUUUGUUUGUUUCAGAAAAUCUCAAUGGCAGGUCAAAGUUGAAAUUCUCGAUGCAACAAUUUCAGUACCAGUUGAAGCAGCAGCUCCAAAGGAAACUGACACAGUUCCUGAAGUGAAAAAAACAACACAAACAAAGCCAAACAUCACAAAACGUGUAAUGAGAGAGAGAAAAAAGAAACUGCCUAAGAAAAUUAGCAUAGUCAAAGUGUCGAAAGAUUUAUUCAGUGCCUUCUUGCCUCCAAAAAUUCAAAAAGGAGACACUGAGACUGGGCUAGUGCUGUCUGUACAGAGCAAUGGAGAUUUUUAUUUGAGACUUGACAAGUCUGAGGAUUCAUUAGCUGCACUGGAGACACUGUUAGCUGCACACUUAAAGUACUGUGAGCCUGUCUUGACAAACAAUGUCAAAGAAGGCCUCAAUUGCUUAGUUCAAGAACAAAAUGGCAGAAAAUGGCGUAGGGCUGCUGUUAAAGAUGUUUUCCAUGAUGCAUGUUUAGUUCACCUGUUAGAUUAUGGGAAAAUUGAGACGGCAUCAAAAAGUACCCUCUGGCAGAUGAUGCGUUGCCUUGCAGUGAUUCCACCCUUUGCUGUGCACUGCAGACUGAACAUCCAAGAAGGCAGUGUGCAGGACAGGCAAAUUUGUUACGAAGCAGUUAAAGGCAUUGAAGGGUAUAACGUCAAGCUUGUGUUUGUGGAGGUUUCCGAAAAAUAUCUAUGGUUUGUAGAAAUGGUGAGGGACAGAUUCCUUCUUCAGCAUCAUGUUUCAAAUACAGAGACAAAAACUGAACUGGAUUCUGCUCGAGAAAAUGAGAGUGCAACUGACCCUCAGAAACUGGUCUUUGCUCCUGUUGAACUGAAUAAGGAGUAUUGUGGCUUUGCUGCCGCUGUCACCACACCCUUCGAGUUCUGCGUUGUCUUGGAAGACUUGUACCUCAUGAGUCAAGUCUCAGUCUUGUUGGAUGAUUUCCGAGAUGAGCUGCAGCCCCUCCCCCUGGCCCACCUUGUCCCCAAAACUGGCUGCUUGGUUAAAUCUAAAUCUAGGAACAAGUGGUGCAGGGCAGAGAUCCUCCAUGUAGACUCUACUCUCACCCUGGACCUUGUGGACUAUGGACAUGCUGAAUGCUUGUCUUAUGGAGACCACUCCAAGCUGAAAAAGCUCCCAGAUUGUAUCAAAGCGCUGCCCAAAGUGACAUACCCCUGCGUCUUGAACACAGUGAGGCCGGCUGAGGCAGAAGAACAGUGGAGUGAUGAGGCGAUCAUUUUCUUCCAGCAGUGUUUGGACCAGAGGAAUCUCCAGAUAUUCUUCAGGGAGGAGAUUUCAGACUGCCAGUGGAAAGUGGACAUCCUGGCCAAUGGGGUCCACGUCGCCAAGCAAUUGGUCGAUGCAGGGUACGGCAGCUACAUGGACAUCAUGUUGGGACUACGGUUUCAGGAGCAGAGCUCUAGACGCAGCCCGCUGUAUCUCAGGGAGGAUGAGUGUGACGAAGACCCAGAGGAAGGAAGUCAGACCUUUGAAGAAAUUGAACAGAUUUUCAAAGUCAACUCAGACUCCUGUCUGUGUAUGUAAAUGGUACUGCUUUCACCGUUCAGAAAACUGCAGUGUGAUCCCUCCCAACAGUAUUUUAGUUCAGAGUGCUAUGUAUUUUAAAUUUUUAUUUUAGAUGAAGCAAAGUACCUGUCGAAGUAUAGACAUAUUCAUAUUAGACAUUUGAUAAAUGUACAUUUGUUUUUGUUUUGCAACUAGUUCAGUUGUUAAAUUCAAUUAUAAUUUGUUCUAAAAUGCAGUUACACUUCUGACAUUAUUUUACUUUAGAAUAUUUUAAGGCAAAUGUCUCAAUUUAAUUUUAAAUCAACCAGUUUCAUUAUUCAAUAUUUUAUAUGAUGAGUGAUUAAAUGACUUAUGUUUGUGUCUGUUAGUGUUUUACACAAGUGGGGAAAAUAUUCAAAUUAUAAAGUUCUGUAUGUAAUAAGGAUGAAAUGAAGAAUUCUCUUUUUGUUUUUAGCUCCACUUGGGGGCACUGUUGAACAAGGAAUGUUCAUCUCAGUUGAGAAUUGUAUCAAAGUCAGGGUAUUCUGAGCCAAGACAUUGUUCUUACAAAACAACUCAAUAAACACAUCAAAGAGGUAUAUUUGUCAACAAAGAUCCACAGCCUUACGUAGUUGAAAAAUCUGUAUUUAUUAAUGAUUUACAAAAGGCUAAACAUGGAAACCAUUUAAAUGAUUCAGUUCAUUUGAAACCUAAAAAUGAACAGUGAGUUGGAUGGUUGGUCUGUAGAGUUUGUGUGUGGCCAUACAAAAACCUGCUGGAAUCAUUCCAAACUGCAGAAGAAAUGACGUCAAGUGAUUUUUACUCUUUACUUAUGGGAGACACUGGAAUUGAGGUGUGAGAAGAGCAGCAGUGGUCAAUGUAAAAUAUAUCCUAUUACCUCAUCUUCAGUCCAUUUACAAGUCUCCCUCCAUAGCUGGUGUUUCUAACUCAAAAAGUAAUGUCACAGGUUGUUACCACAGUACAAGAGGUCCCAAAUAAUGGUUUGGAAUAUGAUAAAUCAAUGGUUUUGUGGAUAAUUAAAUUAAAAUUGUGCAAGUUUGCUUUUUUUCUCCAUGUUUGUAAUAAAUAAAGCAAACAAUAGUGUUUUCC